GAAUACUCUACCUCCAAAGCUACGAGUUCACAUUGAAAUCCAGUGUCUCUGCAACUAAGAGAAGAUCUGAAUACGGACGAGGUGAGUUCGAAGCAGCGGCAAUGGAUGCUUUCAGGAAACAAGCCAGUAAACUCAGAGAGCAAGUCGCCAAGCAGCAGCAGGCUGUGAUAAAGCAGUUCGGUGGCAGCGGCUAUGAAAGUUCGGAGGUUAUGGUUAUUGAUGAGGUUGAGUUGCAGAUGCAUCACCAAUUGGAGAAAUUGUACAGAUCCACUCGAUCCGGAAGGGAGUUUCAGAAAGAAGUUGUCAAAGCAGCUGAGGCUUUCACUGCUGUGGGUUAUAAACAUAUAGAAGCUGGCACCAAGUUGUCUGAAGAUUGUUCCAGAUACGGUGCAGAGAAUACUUAUGAUGAGGUUCUUGCGAAGGCUGCAUCUGUAUAUGGGGAAGCCCGAAAACAUGUGGAGAAGGAGCAGGAUGAUUUCAACAGAUUAUUGUUUACGCAGGUCUUAGAACCAUUGAGAGCAAUGAUUACCGGUACUCCCCUGGAAGAUGCUAGACACCUUGCUCAACGAUAUAGUAAAAUGAGACAAGAAGCUGAGGCACAGGCAGCUGAAGUUGGUAGGCGCCAAGCACGUGUAAGGGAAUCACCUAUUCCUGAAAAUGUGGCAAAGCUGCAUGCUGCAGAAACUAGAAUGCAGGAACUCAAAGCAAAUAUGGCAGUACUUGGUAAAGAAGCAGCAGCUGCAUUAUCAGCUGUAGAAGCGCAGCAACAGAGGCUUACCUUUCAGAGACUUAUAGCAAUGGUCGAAGGUGAAAGGACAUAUCAUGAACGUGUUGCUACAAUUCUUGGAAAUAUUGAAACUGAGGUUGUUUCAGAGAAACAGAGGAAAGAGGCGGCUCCACCUGUGACUCCUCUCGUUCACGCUUCAGAUAAAACAAAGUACUUUCUGGCUGAGGCAAUUGUUGCUUUUGAUGCUGAAACAGAUAAGGAACUGAGCCUAGCAGUGGGAGAUUUUGUUGUUGUUCGGAAGGUGAAUCCAUCCGGGUGGUCAGAAGGCGAAUGCAAAGGCAGAGCAGGAUGGUUUCCAUCGAAGUAUGUGGAGAAGCGCCAAAGAGUUCCAACGAAUUAUACAGCAGCUGAAGUUUAUUAAUUGGCCAAAAAAUUUAUUUCAUUUGUGUGCGUUGGUUUAAUCCCUUGAUCGGUCGGGGAUGCUCGAGUAGAUACAGUUCUGCUGUGUAAUAUUAUUCUUGCUGUUAUGCUAUUAUUUGUUUUUCGGUGUACUUUUAAGUUAAUUUUCACUCGAAUCUUUGCUUCAGGAUUGUUAUCAAUGUUGACAUCUUUUGCAA
Molecule: messenger RNA, 1344 nt
Organism: Salvia hispanica
Lineage: Eukaryota; Viridiplantae; Streptophyta; Magnoliopsida; Lamiales; Lamiaceae
Source: RefSeq, a predicted model, not a curated record